Molecule: messenger RNA, 157 nt
Organism: Prorocentrum cordatum
Lineage: Eukaryota; Dinophyceae; Prorocentrales; Prorocentraceae
Source: the annotation of a GenBank genome assembly
GCUCGGCCAGCCACAGUUCUUAGUUGCCAGCAUUUACGUGCGUGACUGCGAGCAGCUGGGUGGCGCCAACAUAUCUAUCCUCUCUGACGUGAUGUCGUUCGUGGGCCACUCGGGGUUGCCGUUCGUCAUCGGGGGGGAUUUCAACAUGGUUCCUGAG